UCAUUUAUUAAAUCAGUUAAGCUCAGUUUAUAUAAACCUCCACCUGAGAGCUAUCCAGUCACAGGCCGCACCGCUGUCCGCUGAGAGCGCGCUACACACGCUCGCUUCAUUUGACAAAUACAAGCUGAGCGCAACAGUAGCCGCGGUGACUGGAGAUCUGAGAGAGCAACCGCCGCGUAUGACAGCGUCGCAGCGUCCAUUUGAUGCGAUUACCGUUUUAUUUUUUCUAGUAGGCUAUCUGUCAAGGGCUCAGAAUGUGUGUAAAGCUGACGGUUCAGCCACAAGCCAGGAAUAAAGACGCAUCUACUCACUGACUGGGCAUCGCGUUUCGAAGACGAACCUGAGCUUCGGCCGUUUGGACAGACCCGACAGCAACCGAAUAUAUCCAAGGCAGCCGCUUCGGUAGCUCUUUAUACCUGUGGGACACCGUUUUGCUGCUAAUUCUGUUUAAAGACACACAUUUCUAUUGGGCUGUACUGACAGACACGUUUCUCAGUGUGUCAGUCUAGUGCGCUUGAUGCUUUGCAUGCAAAACCUGAGCGAACUCACCAGGUAAACACAGUUUUACCUCAUUCUUGUAUCGAUUGUUGUUUACUUUUGCAUUAUGUAGCUAUAAUAGUAUCCUCGCACAUUUGUAACAGGCGUUUUUAUUAGCGAAACCUAAGGCAAUCUGAACUGAUAAUGGUAGACGAGGCUUAUGGAGAUAUCACAUGCUGGAUGGCAUUCCACAUCCGCGCGCUGUCAUCCCCACACCGGGUAAAGUGAACAGCACACCGGGGAAGAGAGACUUUAAAACCUGUUCACGUCAGACUGCACGAAAACUUACAGGAUAAACGAUGUCUAAAACGCUUAAGAGGAAGAAACACUGGUCUACCAAAGUGCAGGAGUGCGCGGUGUCGUGGGGAAGAGUUGGGGAGUUCGGUGAUGUUGUGGAGAUCCUCGGAGGCGCCGAGCUCGGGGAGUUCCCGUUCCUCGGUCAGAUGAACUUAGACGUGCUGGUGUGUCACGUCGGGAGACUACCGUACUACGGGGAUGUGUUACUGGAAGUGAACGGGACACCUGUCAGCGGGCUGACGAACCGAGACACUCACGCGGUGAUCCGCCACUUCCGAGAGCCGAUCCGAAUCAAGACCGUAAAACCAGGUAAAGUGCUGAAUGCUGAUUUGAGGCAUUAUCUUAGCCUGCAGUUCCAAAAAGGAUCAAUCGACCACAAACUGCAGCAAGUGAUCCGAGACAACCUGUACCUGCGCACCAUUCCAUGUACCACCCGGCUGCCCAGAGAUGGGGAGGUUCCAGGAGUGGACUAUAAUUUCAUCAGCGUGGGGGAUUUUCGCAUCCUGGAAGAGAGUGGAUUACUACUGGAGAGCGGAACAUAUGAUGGUAACUUCUAUGGCACUCCCAAACCUCCUGCGGAGCCCAACUUGGUUCAGCCUGACCUGGUCGACCAGGUUUUGUUUGAGGAGGAUUAUGGCGCCGAAGUCCAACGAAAGCGAACAACCUCUGUCAGCAAGAUGGACCGCAAGGACAGUGUGGUCCCUGAGGAGGAAGAAGAUGAGGAACGGCCACAGCUCCCAAAUGGCAUCCCAGAGAGGACAGAGGAGUGGAGGAAAGCUGUGCCCAGCUACACUCAGUCCAGUGGUGGAGGCACCGCAGGUGGCAGUGGGACACUGGAAGUCCACACCUGGAGCUCUUUAGCCAGAGACGAAAGCCUGGAGCCGCUGCCGUACAACUGGGAAAUGGCCUACACAGAGACAGGCAUGGUCUACUUCAUAGACCACAACACAAAAUCGACUACAUGGUUGGACCCGCGUCUGGUCAAAAAAGCCAAGCCCCCUGAAAAGUGUGAGGAUGGAGAACUUCCAUAUGGUUGGGAGGAGAUCGAUGACCCGCAGUACGGCACAUACUAUGUUGAUCACAUAAAUCAGAGAACCCAGUUCGAGAAUCCAGUUCUAGAGGCCAAGAGGAAACUCGGUUUAGACACUGCAGUUGCAACUCAGACCCAACAGAGGGCAGCACCUCCUCCAGGUGGAGCGGCUGGUACGCCCGGAUUCACGAGGGACCCAACCCAGCUGAAGGGGGAGCUGUAUCACACGGCUCUCAGGAAGAGCCAGCAGGGGUUUGGUUUCACCAUCAUUGGUGGAGACCGACCUGAUGAGUUCCUGCAGGUGAAGAACGUUCUUGCUGAUGGCCCGGCCGCACAAGACAACAAGAUGGCCUCUGGUGAUGUUAUUGUGGAAAUCAACGGCACACUUGUCUUAGGCAAGACCCACGCAGAUGUGGUCCACAUGUUCCAGUGCGUCCCAUUUAAUCAGUAUGUGGACAUGGUCCUCUGUCGCGGAUACUCGCUCCCCCCUGACGUGGACGCCGACAUCGAGGACCUUCCCCCUCCACCUCCACCCCCGACCGGAGAGAUCGUAACCGCCGUACCCCUCAUCAACGGCCAGCCAUUGCUGGUCAAAGGUGACGCCCUUAAUGGCUCCUCCCAAGAGCUUCACUACGUAACCACAGAUGCCAGUGGGCGGCCGGUGAUCACUGCACUUCCAGGAGGCAGCAGCGGUGCCAACGACACACCCGAGACUGGGAUGCUACAGCCGGAGCUGGUGAGCGUGCCAAUCGUGAAGGGACCUGGAGGAUUUGGCUUUGCCAUUGCAGACUGUCCGCUGGGGCAGAAGGUGAAAAUGAUCCUGGAUGAGCAGUGGUGCCGAGGCCUGCUGAAAGGAGAUGUGAUAAAGGAGAUUAACAGGCAGAAUGUGCAAACACUGAGCCACGCGCAGGUGGUGGAUAUACUGAAAGACCUCCCUGUGCACAGCGAGGUGAAUCUGUUGGUGUUGAGAGGAGGUCAGACAUCGCCUGUGAAGAGUUUAAGACCUAGACCCGGGUUGAGUGCCAGCACUGAGACUCUGGACCGUUGCCAUGACACCAUGGUUCCCCAGGCUUUGACCUAUCAUUCAAAAACACUGCCAUGUAGCUCUCCAAAACAAGACACUUCCCUGCACUACAGAAAACCCAAAGCCUUGCAGGACAGCAUAGUACCUCACUAUAAAGAGUUGGACGUGUUCAUCAAGAGAGAACAGGAGACAGGCUUUGGCUUCCGUGUGCUUGGAGGAGAAGGCACUGAACAACCAGUCUACAUUGGUGCCAUCAUUCCCCAGGGGGCGGCAGAGAAAGAAGGCCGGCUGAGGGCCGGAGAUGAGCUCGUUGGCAUCGAUGGCAUCACUGUAAAGGGAAAAUCUCACAAGCAAGUUCUGGAUCUGAUGACUAAUGCAGCACGCAAUGGACAAGUGCUGCUUUCAGUGCGCAGGAAGGUCAUUUAUAAAGAUGCCCUGGAGGAUGUUGGGAGUGGAGCGCUGACCCUUGUGAAUGGCUCACCUCGGCUUCCGCGUAUCCAGGUGCCAAGCGUCAAGGACCAGGGGUCGUUUGAUAUCACACUCCAUCGUAAAGAUAAUGAGGGCUUUGGCUUUGUCAUUCUCACAUCGAAGAGCAAACCACCACCCGGAGUGUGUGUUUCAGUGAUUCCUCAUAAGAUUGGUCGAAUAAUCGAGGGCAGUCCGACUGACCGCUGCGGAUUGCUGAAUGUGGGUGACCGUAUAUCCGCUGUGAACAGCCAGUCCAUUGUGGAGCUCUCCCACAAUGAUAUUGUUCAGCUUAUUAAAGACGCAGGGAAGUCUGUCACACUCACCGUGGUUCCUGAGGACGAGUACAAAGGCCCACCAUCAGGAGCCAGUUCAGCCAAACAAAGUCCCGCACCGCAGCACAAGAUUCUCAAAUCCACUCAGGAUGAGAGAUAUAAUUUGGAUAUGGAUGAGAUCAGGGAUGAGCUUGCACGGACGGAGUAUACAACUCUUCCCAUGAGUGAACAGGGAACGCUGUGUGUCGCCAACUCCAAACAGGGGUGUAUCCCAGUAGAGUUGGAGCGUGGACCUCGUGGUUUUGGCUUCAGUCUGAGAGGGGGAACGGAGUAUAAUAUGGGCCUCUACAUCCUGCGGUUGGCUGAGGAUGGCCCCGCUCUACAGGACGGCAGGAUACACGUAGGAGAUCAGGUAGUGGAGAUCAAUGGAGAACAGACGCAAGGCAUCAGUCACACUAGAGCCAUUGAGCUGAUCCAAGCUGGAGGAAACAAAGUGCUACUGUUACUGCGACCGCAAGCCCUCUUACCAGAGAACAGUUCUGCUGGAGAUGUUAUCCUUCCUGAUCUGCUGAGAUCCAACCCUUCCAACAUUCCUCUCAGUUCUCCUCUCCUUCAUCCGUCAUCCACCUCAGCAAAGAAGGAAACAUCAGACCUGACAAGUUCCUUUGCCCGUUCUCGCCGCUCCUUGGAUCUGGCCUGUGAGGAUCCUCAAUCUAAAGACAGCAAGAGGGAGAAGCGUACCAAACCACCAAACGCCAGCUCUUCCAGAGUCCCGCAGCAACGGCGCAUCAAGAGUCGGUCCGCAGAGAAUCUCCUUGAUCUCGGAGAUACAGAGAAAUCCAAAAGCCCAUCCAAAGCCAAAGACAAAGCUCACAGCCACAAAGAAAAUCUGCAACAAAGCACUCGAGACUCCCACAAGAGCAGAAAGUCCUUCCAACAUAGUCGCUCAGUGAGUCCCCAGAAGUCAAAGCGUGAAGGACCUGAAGUGGUAAUUGGUGAAGCACAGGGACGGAAAGAGGUACGCCACGUGAAGGGGACACCGAGCGUGGACCAGAGGAAAAGUGACGCUGAAAAGAGGAAAAAACUUGAAUCUAGAGGAAGGAAGCGAAAUGAGACACAAGAAGGGGAGGAGAGGUGGAGGGCUGAGAGAAAAGUGAGAAGCAAUGGAGAGGAUGAAGAAGCUGAGCCAAAAGGGGAAAAUGAGCUCAAAAGCACCCAAAAGAAGAAAAAACAGAGAGAUAGAAACAUCCGAAAUGAAAACACCCACAUAGAGGAGACAAGACAGGGAGACAGGAAGAGCAAACAAACAAAAGAUAAGGGGGAUCAAAAGGAAGAAAACAGGAAGGAAAUGAUUACAGAUAAGAAUGAACCCAAAAGAAAAGGAAAUGAGAGUAAAGACAGGAACGACAACAUUGUCAUCACAGAUGCGGCUCCAGUCACCACCAGGGCGAGUCUUGUCUUUGACCAGCCUGGACCCUUGAGUGACGGCCUCUGGAAGAUCCCUAGUUUUGCACGUAUCCUCACGCAUGAGGAAGUGAUGCGAGAUGUUUGUGAAUAGUUAGGCGAUCCUUGGGAAUAGAGGGUUUAAAACCAAAAACAUAUGCAAGUACGUGAAUGUAAACGCUUUAAGCUAAGAUUUCACACAGUUCAUCAUGAAUUGCAAGUAGGCUACAUUCUCAGCAUUUCAGCACUAUCAUGCGAAUUAGCACAAAUGGGAAUUAUCUGCUGGUGGAAGAGAAUCUUCCUGAGCAAGUUAGUUGAACUGUUGACAUGAUUAUAGCUAGCUACAUAAAUAACAACACAUCUGGUUUAUUGGCACAGACAUUUGAUGAAAACUAUCGCCUUCUUGAGUACAGGACUAAGCAUCAUCAAGGGGUACUCAAAGUACUUAAGGGGAUAAUUGAGAUUUCCUUGUACACCUAUGUACAGCAGGUCAGUGUUUCAAGCACUUGCACUUGCAUAGAAUAUUACACUAGCCUAACUUCUCAUUAACAUGUUCCUUAUACUGUAAAAGAAAAUCAGAAGUUGAGAUUUUUAAUAAGAAUGAAUUUAUGGAAAAAAAUGGUUGAAUCAACUUAGAGUUGAUACAUCAUAUAAUUAGUUCUACUGCAUAAAGUCAAAAAUAAUAAAGAAAUAAUAAAGUUUCAAAAAUGCAAAUAAGCCUCAUGUCAUUCCAAACAUUUCUUUCUUCUGUGGAAGAUAUUUUGGAAAGAAUAUUAGUAACCAAAUGGUUUGCGCUCCCAUUGACUUCCAUAGUAUGGACAACAAAUACAGUGGAAGUCAGUGGGACCUGAAACUGUUUGGUUGCCAGAUUUCUUCAAAAUGUUGUCUUCUGUAGCCUUAAUGGUUUUGCGUCCCAUUGACUUCCAUAGUAUGGACAACAAAUCCUAUAGAAGUCAAUGGGAUCUGAAACUGUUUGGUUAUCAAAUUUCUUCAAAAUAUAUAUAUUUUUUUCAGGUGCAAAAAAAAUAAAUAGAUGAAUUGUUCACAAUAAGCUCAAUAACAUGCAUUUAGAAAGUAGAUAGGGUGAAUUUUCAUUUCAUGCCAACUUUAAGCCAGAUUGUUUAUUAUUCAGAUUGGUAGCUAUAAACAAGUCAACAGCUGAAAGGCACAGACACCUCAUGGUCUUACCUUUAUCACCUGAUUGAAUAGUGAGGUUUGAAAGUGCCAUAAUAACGCAAGCUUUGUAUGUAUAACAGCACUAUAUACAUUCAGUGCAUAGGCCAAUCUUUCACAUGCUUGUACACGUACUUUCCAAGAGUAUGUUUUUGGCCUUACACCUCGUUUUUCUCCAGGUGGUCUCCCAACCAGUUGCUGACCAGGCUUACGUCUGCUUAGCUUCAGAGCGCAUCAUGUGAACCAUAUUAAUGUCCUUCUUUUUGGACAGUGGUCAGCAUGAGCUUCUCAUUCAAAUUAUUUAAAAAUGUUUGUAAUAAGCAGUCUCAUAAACAGACUGAUUCGACGUGAAGUUUCAUCUAAACUGCUUUACGGAGAUCACAUGGAGCUUAAUCAUCUUGGACAGGCAAUUUCUGCAGAUUUGUGGUCAAAUGCAUGGAGCUCUGUUUUGUCCGGACAGCCUCUUUUAAUUUGCUUUAUGCCAACUGACAUUAAACAACAUGAGGACUCUCUCAACAUCACAAUGCAAUCCUUCCUUAUGCAAUUUAAGGGAACACGUCCCAUCAGUCACCUAAACAAUAAUGCAAGUUUUUGUUUCGGUUAUAAACAGCACGUCCUUACCCCAAAGAAUAAUUUUUUUCCCUGCAUGCAAAGUAGAACACACAAACUACUUGUUUUGUUGCAUGCCUUUUAGACCCGUGCAGUUUAUCUCUAAUGUUUUCAAAUGGUGUAAAUAAGAACUGUCAUGAAGACAGGGGGCUUUACCAGGGACUUUUCAGACUGUUCUCUCUUUCUUCCGUGUCUUUUAUGCCCUGAUCUCCAAAUAUUAUAAAUGCAAAUGACCAGAAACUUGUGCUUUAAUAUACCAAGAACAUGAUCAAAUGUU
Molecule: messenger RNA, 7130 nt
Organism: Cyprinus carpio (common carp)
Lineage: Eukaryota; Metazoa; Chordata; Actinopteri; Cypriniformes; Cyprinidae
Product: membrane-associated guanylate kinase, WW and PDZ domain-containing protein 3-like
Biological process (GO): signal transduction
Cellular component (GO): cytoplasm
Molecular function (GO): protein binding
Source: RefSeq, a predicted model, not a curated record